Messenger RNA from Amborella trichopoda, 1455 nucleotides. RefSeq names its product GDSL-like Lipase/Acylhydrolase superfamily protein. Lineage: Eukaryota; Viridiplantae; Streptophyta; Magnoliopsida; Amborellales; Amborellaceae. The record is from RefSeq and is a predicted model, not a curated record. Gene Ontology annotation, molecular function: hydrolase activity, acting on ester bonds.
ACUAUUAUCAGUUCCAUAAAGUCUUAUAUUUAUUGUUAUUAUGAAAUCGUAGCCCUUUUAUUAUUUCAACUACUAGUGAUAGUACUAUUCAUAAUUAUUUUUAUUUUUUGAGUUCUUGAAAUGGGAAAUUCAGGAAAAGGAUUGGUGGGGUGGUUUUUAUUAGGGUUUUUCUUGAUGAUCUUUGGGGGCAAUUAUGAAGUGAAUGGUGCAAAGUUGGCUACUGCAAUGUUCAAUUUUGGGGAUUCAUUAACUGAUUGUGGGAAUAACAAUAACUUGGCUUCUUUGGCUAAAUCUAACUAUGUGCCAUAUGGGAUUGAUUUCUUCAUGGGGCCUACUGGGAGGUUUUGCAAUGGAAGGACAAUAGCGGAUUUCCUGGGUGAACUCUUGGGUCUUCCUUAUAUCCCCCCAUUUGAGGACCCAAACACAAAAGACAGAAAUCUACUGAGUGGAGUAAACUAUGCAUCCGCAGCCGCAGGCAUUCUUGAUGAAACGGGCUACCAACUUGGUGAUCGCAUAAGCUUAAGCCAACAAGUGCUCAACUUUGAGAGCACAUUGAAUGAGCUACGAGGGGUGCUUGGUGGGGUCAACCCUCGUUUGAUGGAGUUCUUGUCCAAGAGCAUUGCUUUCGUUGUGUUUGGGAGCAACGAUUACAUUAACAAUUAUCUGCUCCCCUCUCUAUACACCACCAGCUACAACUACAGUCCCGAGGCCUACAGCAACCUCCUCCUCACCCACUACACCAGGCAAAUCUUGGCACUGCACAGUUUGGGGCUGAGGAAGUUUGUGUUGGCAGGGGUGGGACCCUUGGGCUGCAUCCCUAAUCAGCUGGCCACUGGCUUGGCCCCCAUUGGCUCUUGCGUUACCUAUGUUAAUGAGAUAGUGGGGAGCUUCAACAUUGGGCUUAGGGACUUAGUCACCCAACUCAAUGCCAACCACCCCAAUGCCACCUUCAUUUAUGGCAAUGUCUAUGGGGCGCUUGGCGACAUUCUCCACAACCCUAGCACCUAUGGUUUUAAGGUUGCAAACAGGGGUUGUUGUGGGCUUGGGAGGAAUGAAGGGCAAAUAACAUGCCUUCCACUGGCAACGCCAUGCCCCAACAGGAAUGAAUAUGUGUUUUGGGACGCCUUCCACCCAACUGAGGCAGUGAACAACAUAUUGGCACACAGGGCCUUCACAGGGCCCCCUUCGGUUUGCUAUCCCAUCAAUGUUCAGGAACUGGCUAUGAGAUGAUCAACUUGAAAGGCCACCUAGAGAGAGAAAAUCUAAAUGUUGAAGAGAGAGAGAGACUCUAAAAUGUUGGUGUCAAUGUUCGAUGUAGAGAGAAUCUAAAUGUUGGAGAGAAAGAGAGGCUUUCAACUAAAUAUGUAUGUUUAUAAAGUGUGAAUAAUUCCAAAGAGAGCUGUGCACUGGACAGAACUCUGUUUUCCACCUUAUAUUAGGAUGAUUAUCUUGCGA